GCUGUCUGCCUCUCUAUGUGCCCCUCUCUCUCUCUCUCUGCACAUCUAAAACUGUUCUGCAAAUCAAUCGCUUUCCUCUAAAGUACCAUUCAGCUUCAUGUGCGAAGAUUAGAAGAAGAAGAAGAAGAAGUGGUGAUGCUUCUAAGGCAGUGGUUGUGAAGCUUUUCUCUUCAAUUCACGCAAAUGAAGCAACUUCGAUAUGGCAGGGAGGGUGUGAGAAGAUGGAUAGAGACUGGCUUUAAACCAACGAGGGCAGGCAGCCCCUGAAAAAUCUGCCAUUGCUGAAAGCUUCAGAGGGCAAAGGAACGUUUCUUCGAGCAAAGUAAGAAAAUCCCAUAGGAAAAUCCAAAAAAAUCCCAUCUUUUCGUUUGUUUUGGUCCCUUUUGUUGCAAAUCAGAGAUUAAAAAUGUAAAACGAGAAAAACCCAGAUGUAAUUUACUUGUGACAAGGAAAAAAGGCAUUAAUAAAGGAUCGAGAAGAUUUGCAGUCGCAAGAUGGGUUGCUGUUACUCGAGAAUAGAGAGAGAAGAGAUCGUCUCAAGGUGCAAAGCUCGAAAGGGGUACAUGAAGCAGUUGGUGAAAGCCAGACAAGCCUUCUCGGCGGCUCACGUCAUGUACAUUCGCUCUCUUCGCGGCACCGGCUCUGCUCUGCUUCAGUUCGCCAAUGCAGAAUCUGACCUCCACCACCACCACCAGCAGUUGCGACACCACCUUCCGCCACUCCUCCCCUCUCCGCCGCCUCAGUCGCCGGCGCCUCCACCUCCUCCGCCGCCGAUGAGCCCGACCUCUGACUCCUGGACGUCUUACUCCGGCACCCCUGCUCCACCUCCGCCGCCUCCCCCGCAGCCGUCGAGCUGGGAUUUCUGGGACCCAUUUGUGCCGUCGUCGUCACGGUCUGCGACGGAGGAGGAAUGGGAAGCCGCUACCACGGCUUCCGAAACGGCCGCUCCUCCUCCGGCGGCGAUGUCGGCUAGCGUGGCGGCGCCGCCUUCUAUGGUCAGUGGGUUUUCAGACGAAGCUGCCUCCGCUGAACUAGCAAUGGUGAUCUCGAAAAAGAGUAAAGAUCUUAGGGAAAUCAUCAAAGAGGUUGAUGAGUAUUUUCUUAAGGCUGCUGAUGCUGGUUGGCAGGUGUCGCUGCUCUUAGAAGUGCCAAGCUCUGGCUUUUCCAGUCACAGAGGAGGUAAGCUUUAUAACGGUGGGAAGAGUUUGAGUCCACUGAUAUGGACAUGGGGUUCGAAUGUGAGUGUGAAAUUGAACGGAUUUGGGAAGUUGGGUGAGGAAACGGUGGCAAGUGACAUUGCUGGUGGUGAUGUUCUCAGUGGCAGUCACUGCUCUACUUUGGAGAGGCUGUGUGCUUGGGAGAAGAAACUGUACGAGGAGGUCAAGAAUGCUGAGGCAAUGAAGAAGGAGCAUGAGAAGAAGGUGGCACAGCUGAGGAAGCUAGAGGUGAAGAGGGCUGACUAUGUGAAGACUGAGAAAACCAAGAAAGAAGUUGAAAAGUUAGAAUCAAAGAUGAUGGUGGCUUCCCAGGCCAUCGAGACUACAUCUGUUGAAAUAAUCAAACUAAGGGAAUCAGAGCUUCAUCCCCAACUCCUUGAACUUGUUAAAGGGCUAAUGUCCAUGUGGAGAAGCAUGUACGAGUGUCACCAGGUCCAGACCCACAUAGUUCAGCAGCUCAAAUUUCUCAACACCAUCCCAUCUGUCGAACCCACCUCUGAGAUUCACCGCCAAUCAGCUCUCCAACUUGAGCUCGAAGUCCAGCAGUGGCACAUGUCUUUCUGCAACCUAGUUAAGGCCCAACGGGACUACGUCCUUUCUCUCAUGGGAUGGCUUCGCCUCAGUAUCUUCCAAGUCAACAAAAGCCCUUUCUCCCCUACCAGAGAGGAACGUACUAUUUUCUCACUCUCCGAAGAAUGGCACCUUGCAGUGGACCGCGUUCCAGACAAAGUGGCAUCUGAGGGAAUCAAGAGUUUCUUGACAGUAAUUCAUGCCAUAGUCGUUCAACAGGCAGAAGAGUAUAAGCAGAAGAAAAAGUCAGACUCUGCAUUUAAAGAACUUGAGAAGAAGGCAGUUGAACUGAGGUCACUGGAGAGCAAGUAUGGUCCAUUUUCAAUGUCUGAAACAUCAAGCACUAAAAGAGGAAAGGACCCAGUUGCAGGGAAGCGAGCAAAGGUGGAGCUUUUGAGAGCGAAGGCAGAGGAGGAGAAGACAAAGCACGAAAAAUCAAUUGGUGUAACUCGAGCAAUGACACUGAACAAUCUGCAGAUGGGUUUUCCCCAUGUGUUUCAAGCUGUAACGGGUUUUUCUAGUGUGUGUAUGCAAGCAUUUGAGUCUGCACACAACCAAGCCAAAAGUGAUGGUAAGGGGACGGAUGUGAAGAUGCUAAAAGCUUAAGAAUACCACUUUCCUCUGUGUGUAAUAGGUCCUGAGAGUUUUAGAAGAAACAUAUCCAUUACUGGGUUGCUGUAUAGAUUGUGCAUUUUGUUUCUGCCGCAGGAUCAACCCAACCCCAGAAAGUUUUCCUGGUUCAGAAGCUAGCCGGAAUUGCCUCCUACACAGAUCUGUGUGGUGCAAUCUGAUCAUUGCAUUGUCAUAGGAAUGCUUUGUAUUUUCUCCUGUUUUGUUUUCACAAAAUUUUAGGCCUUGGAGAUUGUGAUUUUUUAAUCAAUCAUCUUGUGAUUUGUUAUUUGUUUUUUUUAACGAGGUUGACCAUUAGGUCCAUCAAUGAAGUGUACAAACCUGACGGCUGAAAUUGCCUCUGAAAAAUGACUUUAACAAAAUUUUAAAA
Messenger RNA from Malania oleifera, 2787 nucleotides. Its product is annotated as protein ALTERED PHOSPHATE STARVATION RESPONSE 1. The record is from RefSeq and is a predicted model, not a curated record. The transcript is spliced from 4 exons. The coding region runs from base 495 to 2393 and encodes 632 amino acids. Lineage: Eukaryota; Viridiplantae; Streptophyta; Magnoliopsida; Santalales; Ximeniaceae.